GAGAAUAUUCGUCCAAUGUGUUACAUCAUGCAAACGAUUUCUUUUUCGUGAUAGCUAUCCAAAAAUGUGUAUUUAUGGAUAGAAUAUGUACUCAUUUUGAUGAAAAGCAAAAAUAAAUUCCUAAGGAUAUUCAUAAUCUUUAGACAAGGAAAUAAUUUCGAUUAACCGUUUUGUCCGUACAAUAUAAUUUUAUCAUGUUUAGCCUGCAGCUUAUUUCCGUUGCGCAUGCGUUGGAUGAGAAACGGCAUUGUCAAACUUACAUCACACGUGCUGGCAAGGGCAAAGAGAAGUUGAACGUUAGAGCAAGAACCAAAAAUGCUGCUUUCACCAAGAAUUACAUUGAGAUGUCUUGAAAAAGGAUGCAGGGUACAGAAUGCACGGAGUCUGCAUUCGCAGACAGUGAAAAACCAGAUAUCCUUGCUCACUUUAAAUGGAAAUCAUGCAGUGCAAAGGAGGAACAACUCUGGUAAAGUGAAAGGUCAGGUGAUUGGAAUAGAUCUUGGGACAACAAACUCCUGUGUGUCAAUUAUGGAAGGAAAGACCCCCAAAGUCCUUGAAAAUUCUGAGGGCUCCAGAACCACCCCCUCCGUGGUGGCUUUCACUAAAGAUGGAGAACGUCUGGUCGGUAUGCCUGCCAAACGUCAGGCUGUCACAAAUGCAGAUAACACAUUUUCUGCCACCAAACGUCUUAUCGGUAGACGCUUUGAAGACCCAGAAGUUCAGAAGGACAUGAAAACUGCAUCAUUUAAGAUUGCGAAGGCAACAAACGGAGAUGCUUGGGUGGAGGCUCAUGGGAAAAUGUACUCGCCCAGUCAGAUUGGUGCAUUUGUUCUCAUGAAAAUGAAGGAGACAGCAGAUAAUUACCUUGGACAGAAGGUGAAGAAUGCUGUCAUCACUGUUCCUGCGUAUUUCAAUGAUUCCCAGAGACAGGCCACAAAAGAUGCUGGACAGAUUUCAGGGCUGAAUGUUCUCCGGGUCAUUAACGAACCUACUGCUGCUGCUCUGGCUUACGGCAUGGAUAAAACCGAUGACAAAGUUAUCGCAGUAUAUGACUUGGGUGGUGGAACUUUUGAUAUCUCAAUCCUAGAGAUGCAGCGGGGAGUGUUUGAGGUGAAGUCCACCAAUGGUGACACAUUCUUGGGAGGGGAGGAUUUCGACAAUACUUUGGUCACUUUCCUGGCCAAUGAAUUCAAACGAGAUCAAGGAAUUGAUGUAACCAAAGACAACAUGGCCAUGCAGAGGUUGAGAGAAGCAGCUGAGAAAGCAAAAAUAGAGCUCUCCUCUAGCAUGCAGACGGACAUUAACUUGCCUUACUUGACGAUGGAUGCCAGUGGCCCUAAACACAUGAAUUUGAAACUGUCCAGAGCCAAGUUUGAAGGGAUUGUAGAAAGCCUGGUCAAACGCACGGUUGGACCAUGUCAGAAGGCAAUGAGUGACGCUGAAAUCAAAAAGUCUGAAAUUGGUGAUGUCAUUUUAGUCGGAGGAAUGACACGUAUGCCCAAGGUUCAGGCAUUGGUACAGGAGGUGUUUGGCAGAACUCCAGGAAAGUCAGUGAACCCCGAUGAGGCUGUUGCCAUGGGAGCUGCUAUACAGGGAGGUGUGUUGGCAGGGGACGUAACUGAUGUGUUAUUGUUGGACGUUACUCCACUUUCGUUGGGAAUCGAGACUCUGGGAGGCGUGUUCACAAAGCUCAUUGACAGAAACACAACUAUUCCCACAAAGAAAUCCCAAGUUUUCUCCACAGCAGCUGAUGGCCAGACAAGUGUAGAAAUCAAGGUCUGUCAGGGAGAAAGAGAGAUGGCCUCGGACAACAAACUCCUCGGACAGUUCAUGCUGGUUGGAAUCCCCCCAGCCCCUCGUGGUGUCCCACAGGUUGAAGUGACCUUUGACAUUGAUGCUAACGGCAUCGUGAAUGUUUCGGCUCGAGAUAAGGGAACAGGAAAAGAGCAACAAAUUGUGAUUCAGAGUUCUGGUGGACUCAGUAAAGAGGAGAUUGAAAACAUGGUCAAGAAUGCAGAGAGAUAUGCAGCUGAAGAUCAUGUCAGGAAGGAAAGAGUGGAGGCGGUGAAUCAGGCUGAUGCCAUAAUUCAUGACACAGAAUCCAAACUGGAGGAAUUCAAGAGUCAACUCCCAGAGGAAGAUGCUAAUAAACUGAGGGAGCAAAUUGUUGGAGUGAAAGAUUUAAUUGCAAGAAAGGACGAUGUAGAAGUGGAAGAACUAAAGCAGGCCACAUCCAGCAUGCAGCAGGCCUCCCUUAAACUGUUUGAAAUGGCAUACAAAAAGAUGUCUGCUGACAGGGAAAGUCAGGAUAGUUCCUCAUCUAGCAGUAGUUCAUCCGAAUCUUCAGACGACCAAGAAAAGAAGGAAGAAAAGAAAGAAGAAAAGAACUGAGUGAUCUAAAACAAACUGUGUGAGUGUGUGAAUGCAUAGAAUAAAUGUAAACACUGACAGGGGCCAGUGUUUGGGGUAUCACCCAAUGAGACAGGCCAACACCAGCGGUGUGAAGAUUGACCUCUCCAUGCUGCUGGGACAGAUCAACAUUGAAGUAUUUAUUCAUUUAUGACUGAGAGGUCAUCUGUUUAGCUCACUGAGAUGUCAUUUUGUCAUAGAAAACAAAGACUGGAAGCCAACAACAGACCAUUUAUCCUUGAUUGCAUCAUCAUUGCUAACAUAAUGAAAUGAAUUGUGUGAUUGAAAAUUGAAAUUUUCAAAGUGCAUUCAAAAUUUCAAGACCUGUAUCUUGUUUUGUUAUACAGUGGGAUUCUGUAUGUGCGUUAUUAGCAUGCAGUGCACUUCAGCAUUGUACUUGAUAAUCAUAUUUCAUUGUUUUGAGUUGAUCAUAGUAAAUUAAAAUAUUUUAUGUCACUUUUUGUGUAGAAAUUGUUUUAAAGAUGUACAGAUACAUGUAUAUGUGAUAUUAAAUUAAGUAUGAAACAAA
This is a messenger RNA of Ostrea edulis (European flat oyster), 2938 nucleotides long. Its product is annotated as stress-70 protein, mitochondrial-like. Gene Ontology annotation, cellular component: cytoplasm; mitochondrion. The transcript has 17 exons. Gene Ontology annotation, molecular function: ATP-dependent protein folding chaperone; heat shock protein binding; ATP binding. The coding region runs from base 316 to 2391 and encodes 691 amino acids. The record is from RefSeq and is a predicted model, not a curated record. NCBI's taxonomy places the organism in Eukaryota, Metazoa, Mollusca, Bivalvia, Ostreida, Ostreidae. Gene Ontology annotation, biological process: protein refolding; cellular response to unfolded protein.